CUGCUAACAUAUGGAGUCAGAGUUGGAACUGAGAUUUUGCUUCGCAUGUUUAAGCUGUCUCGCAGACAGUCCUACUCUUCCUUGCUCGAUCUUAAGUGCAAUCUGCAACAAGGGAUGGAGGGAAAUCCUAUUGCUGAAAUCAUCCAACCCAUCGAUAUGAUGAAGUUGAGAAUUCAAUUGGGUCUGGGAUCAGCUGGACAAGUUGCCAGGACCAUGAUCAAGGAGGAGGGUUUUGGUUCAUUGUAUAAGGACCUGAGUAACCAACCUAGGUUAUUGCAAACCCAACUUUCCGAAAUAAAGAAGAAAUUAAGGUGAAUGCUAGAAAAUUG
Molecule: messenger RNA, 329 nt
Organism: Rosa chinensis
Lineage: Eukaryota; Viridiplantae; Streptophyta; Magnoliopsida; Rosales; Rosaceae
Product: mitochondrial dicarboxylate/tricarboxylate transporter DTC-like
Exons: 4
Coding region: 46-315 (89 amino acids)
Source: RefSeq, a predicted model, not a curated record